UGUACACAUUCGUUUUAAAUAGAUAAUAAUUAUCACAAAGAGUACCUCUUUACAAUUGAUAAAAAUUAUUAGCGUAAACAAUGGGAAUUGGAUAACCUUAAAUAAUAGUGUUUUAUUUUAAUACAAUUCAGUAUUGUAAUGUAAUAUAGAUAGGUUUUUUUUUUAUGUAAAUAAGUAAUAAUGUCAAUAAUAGAUUCCAAUCGAUUAAUUAAACCAGAACUUUUGUCAGAAUAUGAACUCUGCCAAAUAUUGCAAAAUAGAUGCAUUGAAAUAACAAAUUUAGAAAAAUUAUCUAAAAUUGAAUUGGUGGAGUUAUACAAACGAAUUGCUAUGCCAUUACCCCAAAGACAAACUGGGAACAAAAAUUGUAAAGAAAUAAAUAAAAAUAAUUUAAAUCAAAAGCCUAUGUUAGAGUUGUGUGGCAACAAUAUAACAAUACAGGCUUCUAAUAAACAUGACAACUCUACAAACUUUUGUGAAAAAAGAAGAAGAGUAUCUCAAGGAAAUUUAAUAGAAUCAAAAUCGUUACCGAAUGAAACUAAAUCAGUAUUAAAAAAAGUUCGUUUAUCUUCUGUUUCACAAACGGAAACUGAUUCUAAUGGAAUUAACAAACAUGACAUUAAAGAAGAAAAUGAAGAAUCAACUUUUGCACCUACAAGGAAAAGGCAAAAAAUUACAUGGCCCUAAUUUCUAAUUAAUAAGUGACAUACAAACUUUUUUAUUUUAAUUUUAAGAACUUAAAAUUUGGUUUUAUUAUUGCAUAUUUUAUUCUUAUUAUUGAAAAUUUUAAACUGUAUGUAUGGUAAAAUAACAGUUAAUAUAUUCACAUAAGAAUAUAAUG
Molecule: messenger RNA, 841 nt
Organism: Polistes dominula (European paper wasp)
Lineage: Eukaryota; Metazoa; Arthropoda; Insecta; Hymenoptera; Vespidae
Biological process (GO): embryonic morphogenesis
Cellular component (GO): tRNA-splicing ligase complex
Source: RefSeq, a predicted model, not a curated record